Molecule: messenger RNA, 1464 nt
Organism: Camelina sativa (false flax)
Lineage: Eukaryota; Viridiplantae; Streptophyta; Magnoliopsida; Brassicales; Brassicaceae
Source: RefSeq, a predicted model, not a curated record
UGGAAGGUUUGCUCUGUUCUCUCACUUAGCUGGUGCUUUGGCCGUUUCUUCGUUGCCGUUAAUAAAGCCGCCGUCCCAAUUUCUUGUGGGCUUAAGGAUUUCUCUCUCGAGUUUAGUUUACUGAGCAGAGCGCUAUCCGGAGAUAUCAACGUUUUCUGUCCGGCUUCAGACAAUCAUAAAAUCUGGGUUUUCCUCCUUUUAAUUCUUCAGUUUCUGUUUCGGUAAGUUCCUUGCUUCCCCGCUGGUGGUUUUUAUUUCUUCCCCCUUGCUUCAGUUCAUCUUUAUGGAGAAGCAAUUGGAUCAAUAUCUUCAAGAGAUGUCAAUUGAGGAAGAAAUAGAUAAGCCUCUGGUUUUAUCUAAUCAGCCUAAGUUUAGUGCCUCUGAAAGAAAUCAGAGAAGCAUCCUGGGUCGCUUUCUGAACCCUGAGAAUCAGCGAAUGGCAAAUUGGAUCUUAGAGAUGCCAAGGAUUUGGAGAUUAUAUGACAGGGUUAGAGGAAUAGCUUUAUCACGCGAUCGUUUUCAGUUUAUUUUCAAACACGAAGAAGAUAUAAACGAAAUUUUAAAGACUGGGGUUUGGACUCAAGAUGAUUGGGGAGUUGUGAUGGAGAGAUGGGUUGAAGAUCCUCCUUCUGACUAUCUAAUGUUUUUACCCGUCUGGAUUAGGCUUCGUAAUAUCCCUGUGAAUCACUACACCAAGGAUACUAUUACGGAAUUAGCUGGGUGUCUAGGACAGGUACUAGAAGUUCCUUUCGAUGAAUCAGAUGCACAAAGCAGAGAUUUUGUGUGUGUUAGAGUUUUGCUUGACCUGUCCAAGGGUUUGAGAAAUUUUAAAGAGCUUCAACUGCCGAAUGGAACUAUAGUUAAGAUUGGAAUAGAUUAUGAGAGGAUUCGCAAAAGAUGUUUUCAGUGUCAGAGGCUGACUCAUGACAAACCUAGAUGCCCUUUUAUCCAAUCUGUUCAGGAUCACCAACGUGUGGAUGAUAGAUCGGCUGUGACAAAGGAUCUAUCGAAAGGCAAGGAGGCGCAAUCUUCAGGUUUAGCUUCAUCUGCUGCAGGAUUCUCUUCUUCAAAAGUCUUAGCUGAUGCAAUCAAAGCUGAUAGGAUGAUAAAGCAGAGCACGGUUUUAGAGGUUCCCAUACAAUUCUUAGAUCAAGAUUCCUCUUUUUAUUGCUCUCCGUCAACCUUUUGUGCGGGUAGUCUUGAAGCAAGUUCCUCAAAAAGUUCUCAGCAGGUGAUAUCUUCGUCGAAAAGGCCUAGGCCUUGGUUAAAAAAUUCCAAAGGCAGAAAAGAUAAAAAUAUCAAAACUAUGGGUUCAAUUUUGGAUAAUAAUCUUGAUAUUACUGGAAAGAGUGAUGCAAAGGAAACAGGAAAGGGGUUGGCCAAAGGUCUCCAGAGAGACAAUGAUUCGGUGGUUCCAGGUGAACUGCCGCAAGACCAAUAAAUUUAUUAUGCUGUAAUGUUCAA